AUGAGGGUCCGAAAACAAAAGCGCGAGGAUAAAGAUGAGCCGGUCGUCGGCUGGUGCUACAUGGUCGAAAGGAUCGCCGAUGGGAAUACGGAAAAGGUGAUUUUGAUGGGAAAUAAUCUCAACUUGAAAACUUUCCAGUGUCUGGCGACGAUAAUCCACGUGGAAGACCGUCUGGAACACGAUCCGCCGGCGACGAUCCAACGGAGUUUUUCCGGCGAACAUGACUUGCCCGCUUCAACGCCCACUACUUCAAAGCCAGCCGCUGAUGGUAGGGAAGAAAAUUGAUCGGGUUUCUCGAAUUUUGAUGCCCCUACAGUGGCCACUGUUCCAAGCUUCAGUCUUUUUGUACUCCAAAGCCCCAAAAAUCUCGAAAAAACGGCUCUUUUUAGCCAAUCCAACAACGGAAAACGACGAUUCGAGCGAUGAAAAACGAGAAAAUCGCGUCCGAAUGUACUAUGUUCACUAUGAGAUGCUGGAUCGACGAAACGAUGAAUGGGUUCCCAGGGAAAGGUUCGGGAAAUGGAUUUUUUUAUGGGAUUUUUUUAGGAGAAAAGGUUCAUUUUUUUAAUGUGAAAAUCUCUUUUUUUCAAGUGAAAAUUUCAUUUUUAAUGAGAAAAAAACUUCUUUUUUUAUGAGAAAAAAAUUCCAAUUUUUCUAUAAAAAGCUUCAAUUUUUAAGUGAAAAAUUCCAUUUUUUUAUUAAGAAAUUUUUCGAUUUUUCCAGGUGAAAAGCUUCAUUUUUUUCAUACGAAAAAAACUACAUUUUUUAGAUGAAUAUUUUUCAUUUUUUUAAAUCAUUUUACUCUUGAAAAACUACUUUUUUUGAAGAAAUUUGAUUUUUUUCUAUGGGAUUAUGUACAUUUUUCAACUAGAAAGUUUCAAUUUUUCAUCUGAAUUUUUUUCAUUUUUUUGGUCGAAACUCUUCAUGAUAGUAAAGCUUUAUUUUUUUGAGUGGGAAAAUUCAUUUUUCAUGUGAAAACUUUUUUUGUUUGAAAAAAAGGGGUUUUGUAGUGAAAAUCUCUCUCUUAUAAGUGAAAAAAUCGGAAAACCUUAUUUUUUUCAUUGAAUAUAGUAAAAAUUCUUUUUUUAUUGUGAAAAACUCGAUUUUUCAUAUGGAAAAAUGUUUUUUCAAAUAAAAACUCCAAUUUUUAAGCAGAAAAAGUCAUUUUUUAUAUGUAAAUCUUCAUUUUUUAGUGAAAAUCUUCUUUUUUCUUCCAAAAAAGUCGAAAAUUUAUAAAGAAAAACUCAGUUUUUAUGGGAAAAUCUUCAUUUUUCAAGUUUCUACUUUGAUUUGUUGUGAAAAAAAUUUUCGAAUAUAACCUUAAAUUUUUAAGCAGAAAAAAAUCACUUUUUUUAUAUGAAAAUCUUCAUUUUUUUCAAGUAAAAACUUUGAUUUUUUUGACCGGAAAAGGUCAAUUUUCAUAUGAAAAUCAUUAUCAUUUGUGAGAAAAAAAUUGAUUUUUUUCAACUUGAAAAAGCAAAUUUUUCUUUUUUCAAGCAAAAAUCCCAUUGAAAAAAUUUCGAAAACGUUUCAGAAUCCUGGAAUUUGUCGAUUCCCACGCCGGCGCCAUCAUUCCGGAUCCUCCACCUUCUUUCGUCGCAAAUUGCGAUCAAUGUACGAUUUUUCAAGUCAUUUUCAAUAGAAAAAUAGGGUUUUCUAUGGAGAAAAUUGAUUUUAAACAAAUAUAGUCUGACCACCACGAUCCUGAGACAAAAAAACGUGACAUUUCUUAUUCAAAAAAAUCGCAAAAAAAUGACGGUUUUGGACAAUUUUUCGAAUUUUGGAGCCUUUUUGAAGGUUUUUCUAAUAGAGUAUAGUCAGGUUGAAAAUUUUCCAGUUAUAUUUUUCAUGGACUUAUUCAUAAAAUGCUUCGAAAUCUGAAGAUACAGCAGAAAAAGCUCAAUUUUCUGUUUAAAAUCGAAAAUUUGAGUGAUUUUUGAUGAUCUUUUUCGUGAAUUUUACCGAAAAAAGCGGAUUUUUUGAAGAAAAAUCCGGAAUUUUUUCUGACUCUCCAAAAUUUAGUUAUCUUUUUCUUUCUCUGACGCUUAUUUUGUGUUUUUCUGAAUCGCCCAAAAAUAGCAGAUUUUCCGAACUAAAACCUGGAAAAUGGACCAUUUUCAGAAUAAAAAUGGACCUUUAAAAAAAUUCUCAAAAUAAUUUUUCUCUAUUCAAUCAAAUCUCCAGUUGAAAAAAAGCCUUACAAUUUCGAAAAUUUUUUUCUGCGAAAAAUCGGUAUAUUUCUUGAAGUACGAGGCGGCGGCGCACUGACCAGAAGCCAACGGCGAAUACACGAAGAAUUCAACCAUCUCCGGCAAGGAUUCGACACCAUGGACGCCACGACGGCCCGUCUCGAAAAGGAACACGAAGAAGUGCGGAUUGGGAAUAUUUGAAAUGAAUUUUUGAGCUAGAAAAGCAAAAAAAGUGAUCUCGAAACAGUUUUCUGUGGCUUAUUUUUGAAAAAAUGCUUAUUUUUUCGAUUUUUUGUGAAAAAAAGGUGUUCUCAACCGUUUUCGAACCUUAAAAGGCAAUCCGGAAUGCUCAAAAUGACUUUUUGGACCGUAAAAUCCAUCUGGAAACAGUUUUCUAUGGCUCAAGAGACUAAAAAUCCCCGUUUUCUUGUAAUUCAAAGCUUUUUUGGGAAUUCGGAAGAGUGAUAUCGGCUUUUUAGACCAAAAAAGUGAUCUGAGAACAGUUUUUCGCGACUAAUUUUCGUAGAAAAUGUUUCAUUCCUAAAAUUAUAUAAUAGGAAAGAUGUUUUGGAGUGAAAAGAAGUGAAAAUUCGAAUAAAAUUUCAUUUUUCUAUGUUUGAAACUUUUUGUGGUUUUUCCCUUAGAAUUGACCAGGAUCGAGUUCCAUCAAUUAGUGGGAGAAAAACCAGAAAAAUCAACUCGAAUCCGAAAAAAAAUGAUUUUUGGCGGAACGGUAUGUCGUUUCAUGUCGCGGUGUAUGCACUAACUAUCAUAUUUGACGCGCAUUUUUGAAAAAUUUGGCGCCAACAUUUUUUUUUCCAGAGAACAAAAGUGAAGAACAUUCCGCGUGUAUUUAUCGGCAAGUACUGUAUCACGACAUGGUAUUAUUCGCCUUUCCCGGCGUAUUGCAACAAUCAGGUUUGUAUUGUGAAAUAAUUGAAAAAAAAAAAUUAUUUUUCUUUUUUUUUAGUUGAUUAAUUAUUCAUUAACUUUGAUUUUCAGUGGAAAAAUUGGUUUCUUUUUCACAAAAUAUACUUUUUCUGUACAUUUUAGGAUUCUAUUUGAAGAAUUUUUCUCAGAUUUUAAACCUUUUUUCAAAGUUUUUCGGAUUCAAAGCUUCAAAUUUCUGAUUUUCAGGACCUUCACAUGUGCGAGUACUGCUUACUGUACACUCCAAGUAAGGAUAAGUACAAAAUCCAUGUGAGUUUUGGGGGAAAUAGUCUAUUCACCGUUGUCUAUGGACCAAAAAAUCUUAUUUUUAGGCCUGGAUUUUUUUUUUGGUAAUUUUUAAGGCGUUUUUUUCUGAUCUUUUCUAAUUUUUCUGAGCGUUUUAAACUUUUAAAUAGUAGCCAGAACUGAAUAGGAAAGAUUCGAGAAUAAAAAAAAUCAAAUAAACGAUUGAAAAAUUUAAAGGCGCAGCGACUGAAAAUCAAAAAAGGUCUCGAAGCGAAAGUCGAAUUUUUGCUCAAAUCGACUGUGAAUGAACUGAAAAAUCAGUUAUGAAGUCAAUAGUUAUUGAUUUUUUAGCGCAAAAGUUGCAAAGAACGACAGCCGCCGGGAAACGAGAUCUACCGGAAGGACAAUCUGUCGGUUUAUGAAAUCGAUGGCAGCCAGAACAAGGUGAUUUUGAGAAAAAAUGGGGGAAUUGAUCUUGUUUUUAACCUUCCCUAACUACUAUUGAUACCCCCCUCUUAUUAAAGGCGCAUGGGGAGCCGCCACGAGCCUUUAAUAAGGAGAACUUCUUUUUUUCUUUUUUUCCACCGCUUCCCAUGAAUUGGUUCUUACACGUGUUAGAUUUGUAGAAUGCGCCCGUUUUUCUCCCGAGUCUUGCGCCCAUUUCAUAUGCCCGUUUUUCUCCUCUUUUCUCCCGUUUUUUGUGCCCGUUCCAUAUGCCCGUUGUUCUCCUACUUUUCUCCCGUUUUUUUUCGCCCGUCUUUCUCCCGUUGGGCUUAAUACGGGCACACCCGUUGGGACACCUGCCCAGCAUGAGAGUAGUUAAUCUCUUGGAAAAUUUAAGAACUUUGACGAAAUAUUUUACGAAUCUUUUCUCAGCUCUACUGCCAAUGUCUCUGCCUCCUGUCCAAACUCUUCAUGGACCACAAGACUUUGUAUUUCGACGUCGACGAUUUCAUGUUCUACGUCCUUUGCGAGGUUUGAUAUAGCCUAUUCCGCGCAAACUUGUCACGUUUUUUUCACGCUAGUAGACUGUAUACCAAGUAGAUCAAUUUUGGCCAACUGCCCUUCAACUUUUCUGUUUUAUGAAGGUUUGUAGAGCAAAAUUGCAAAAAACGCUAACUUUACGGUAGCUGUCCUUACGGUGGCUUUACGGUAGCUUUACGGUAGCUGUUCUUACGGUGGCUUUACGGUAGCUGCUUUCACCAUAGCUUUACCAUAGCUUUACGGAAGCUUUACGGUAGCUGUUCUUACGGUAGCUUUACGGUGGCUGCUUUCACCAUAGCUUUACGAUAGCUUUACGGUAGCUGUUUUCACCAUAGCUUCAUCUUACGGUAGCUUUUUGAUAGAUGCUUUUACGGUAGCUGUUCUUACGGUGGCUUUACGGUAGCUUUAAAAUAGCUGUUUUAACGGCUGCUUUUACGAUAGCUCUACGGUAGCUGUCCUUACGGUGGCUUUACGGUAGCUUCAAGGUAGCUUUACGGUAAUUUUACGUUAGCUGUUCUUACGGUAGCUGUUUUACUGUACUUUACGGUAGCUGCUCUUACGGUAGCUGUUCUUACGGUGGUUUUACGGUAGCUGUUUUAACGGCAAAUUCACGGUAGCUUUAGGGAAGCUUUACGGUACCUUUAUGGUAGCAUUUUUUACGGUAGCUGUUCUUACGGUAGCCUUACGGUAGCUGCUUUCACCAUAGCUUUACGAUAGCUUCACGGAAGCUUUACGGUACCUUUAAGGUAGCUUUACGGUACCUUUUUUUCACGGUAGCUGUUCUUACGGUAGCUGCUUUUUCACCCAUUCCAAUCUACCAAACUCGGCAAAAAUUAAAAUUAAGAGUAAAAUAAAAUGGAUCCCCCAACAGGUGAACGACGCUGGAGCGCACAUUGUCGGAUAUUUCUCAAAAGAGGUCGAUUCGGUCAACAACUUGGCCUGUAUCAUGGUCUUCCCGCCCUUUCAGAACGUCGGCUACGGGAAAUUCCUCAUUCAAUUGAGUCAGUUUUUCGGAAAUUGCAUCAUUAUUUGUAAAGUACCAUCAUUUUUUCUCAGUUUAACAUCUUGAAAAUCUGAAUUUUCUGUAAAAAAUGGAAAGUUAUCACUUCAGUGGAAUAAAAUUCCAAGAGGUAAAUGUCGGAUUUUUAAAGUUUUAUUGUUUUCUAAGGAUUUUCAAAAGGGUAAGGUGUAAUUUCAGCUUUGUAGUUUUGAAAAACGGCCCCAAUUUAAUGAAUUUUUGAGGAGGAUCGGUAGUUUUUUUAUCAAAGGUUCUCCGUUGAAUUUGAAGUAGGAAAAAGGCUAUUUUUUUAUUUUUUUAUUAUUUUUCACCGAUUUUUUUGUAGAAUUUUUCAGUUCGAAAUAGUAUCAAUUUGAAGGAAAAAAAUAUUGAUUUCUGAGAUUUUUUUGAAAAUUAUCGAUUUGGGGGGUUCAAUAAUAUUGAUCUGAUGGAAAAAUUUUUCAUUUUUUUCAGCUUUUUCUUGAAAAAUUCGUAUCGUUUUUUUAAGAAGAAGCGCUUCAAAUUGAUAUUGAUUUUUAAGAAAAAAAGUCCGUUUUUUUCAGCUUCAGUUGUAUAAGAAAUUUUUUUGAGAAAGGACUUUAAUUUUUUUGAAAAAAAUUGUAUCGAUUAAAGGAAAAAAAUAAGUUCAUUCUAACCAGGAAACGUUUUUACCCCCCAAAAAAAGUUCAACAGGGGGAUUUUUUUCUGAUUUUUUUAGUCAUUCGUAUGACAACUUCGUGAGAAGUUUUACUUUCAAAGAAAAAAACAAAUCAAAAAAAUCGUACUAUCAUAAAAAAAUUUUAAAUUAUAUCGAUUUUUUUAGAAAAAAAUCCAAAUUUUUCAGCUUCACUUGUAUAGGAAUUUUUGUAAGAAAAAGAUAAUAAUUUUUUUCUUUUUUUAGGAAAAUCAUAUAAUCUUAGGUUAUGAGUUGUCCACACGUGAAGGUUACAUCGGGACGCCGGAAAAGCCCCUCUCCGACUUGGGAAAAGUGAGCUAUCGGAGCUACUGGUGGUGGAUCUUGCUCUCCGUCAUGAGUACUCAGAGGGUUUUGAGCUUUAGGAUUUUUUUAAAAUUAACUUGGAAUCUUAGAUAAGCACCAUCACGGCCUUUGAAUUGUCCCUGUUCUCCGGCGUCGCCGUGGACGACAUCGUAUCGACACUGGGGACCAUGAAAAUGGUCCGGCAGUGGAAAGGUGAGAAAAGACGGGAGAAAUAUUGAUUUUUCUUUUUUUUUUUAUGGGUUUUAUGAACACAUAAAGACGCUCUGAGAAGCGCAAAAUUAUCAUUUUGACUUGAAAUUUCCGGAAAAAAAUCGGUAAAUAUCUGAAAAAAAGACUUCACAAAUAUUGAAUUUUCCCUCUUUUUGUAGGUUAUAUGCACAUAAAAAAACGCUCCGGGAAGCGAAAAAAAUUAUCAUUUUAACUUGAAAUUUUUUUGAAAAAAACUGAAAAAAAUAUUGAUUUUUCUUAUUUAUAUGGGUCUUAUGAGCACAUAAAGACGCCCUGGGGACCUCAAAAUUAUCAUUUUGACUUGAAAUUUCUGAAAAAAUCGGCGAACUUCAGGGAAAAAUGUCUUUUGCUGUGGGAAGGUGUACGAACAGGGCUACAGAAAUAUUAUUUUCUUAAAAAUAGGUCUUGUGAAUUUUUUACUGCAGAAUGAACGUAUGAAGCCGUUUUAAAAAGCGCAAAAUUCCCAGUUUUUGAAUUUUCUGAAAAAUCGGCAGUUUUACGAAAAUACUUUCACAGUGGGAAGUGAGCAUAAAAAGCUACAGAAAUAUUAAUUUUUUCCUGUUUUUUGGUCUGGAAAAACUUUUUUACUGCCUUGAAAGCACAUAAAGACGCUUCAGGAAGCUCUAAAAUCCUAUUUUAAACUGGAAAUUUCCGGAAAAAUUUGCAGUUUUUUUGAAAAACCUUGAGAAGUGUGAGGUGAAAAAUAAUAAAACUACAGAAAAAUUGAUCUUUUCCUGUUUUUUGGUCUUGAAUAGUUUUUUUCACCUUCUGCACAUGAUGGCGCCUCUAGGAAGCGUAAAUUUCCCAGUUUUGACAUGAAUUUCUGGAAAAGUCGGGGGUUUUUUGAAUGUUAGGUCGUCGUUCAAGCUCCGCCCCUCAUUGUGCAAUUAACCAGUCAAACAGAUUUUUCGAAAUUUCUUGACAAGUCAACUUUAAAGAGGGUUUUUUAGGGUUUCAAUCAAGGGAUCUAUGAUCAGAAGGUCCUAAAUACCUCUCAGCAGUUUUUUGAGUCCCUUGCAAGUGAAAAUCAGAAAAAAUCUUUAAAAAACAGCUUCUUCAGACGGAGAAUACGUCGUGAGGUCCUCACGACGAUUCGUCGAACACUGCCUCGCCCAGAAACUCGGCAAACCGCCGAAAAUCAUGCUCGACCCGUCGAGCAACCACCUCCGAUGGCAGCCGAGCAAGACCCGCAACGAGACGGAGAUGCUCCGCGAGGCGCACACCGCCCGCGACAAGAACGCCGUGAUCUACGCCUACGGCGGCGGCUGGAACUCCCCGCCGCCCGCCGCCGUCACCACCGACUUUGACGUCGUCGCCUCCGUCGGUCAGUUUUCAGCAGAAGCUCCAUUUUUGGAACCAUACGGCUUAAAAUGAACAGAAAAAAAAGAUGUCUUCUGCAAACUUUAACCCCUUGAUCCUCGCCUUUUAAGUGAUCACUUACAGGAGAAACUUCAGAAAAUGUAAAAUUUUUAAGUGACCACUCGAAUCGUUGCUGAGCCUCAAGUGUUCGCUCAGAAGCCCUGUAAUAGAAUAAUUCAGAACGAAAAACCCUUAAGGGACCACUUGAUAUUUUCGCUGAACCUAGCCCCUUAAGUGAUCAUUUACAUGAUUUUUUGUAGGACACUCCAAAGUAAUAGAAUUCUUGAAUGACCACUUGAGUUUUCUUGCUAAGCCUUAAGUGAUAACUCAGAAGCCCUGUUAUAUGAGAAUUCAGAACGAAAAACCCUUGAGUAAUCACUUACAUACUUUCAAGUAGGGCAUUCCAGCAAUAAAACCCUCAAAAGACCAUUUGAAAUUCAUUGGAAAGGUUGUUGAGUCUCGCCCCUUGAAAGAUCCCUCAGAAAAUAAUAGGAUAAUUUAGAAUGGAAAAACCCUUAAGCGAUUACUCGAGAUUUCCUGUAUUUUUGCCGGCUACUGCCCUUCAAGUGGGAACUCAGAAGCCCUGUAAGAGGAUAAUUUAGACGAGAACUCUUAAGGAUGCACUUGAGAUUUUCUGAAAAUUAAUGCUCGCCGAGUUUUUCCCCUUAAGAGGCCACUUGUAAGCCCUGUAAGACGAAAAUUUAGACAAAAACCCUUAAGUGAACACUUGAGAUUUGUUAAACUUUUGCUGAGUCUCGCCCUUUAAGUGGCCACUCAGAAGCCGCAGGAGGAUAAUUUAGACAAAAAACCUUAAGGGACAACUUAAGAUUUCCUAAACUUUCGCCGAGAGCUUGCCCCUCAAGAGAUCGCUCGAAAACCCGGUAAUAGGGGAAUUUAUAAUUAAAUAACCCUUAAGUGACCACUUGGUUUUUCCUGGAACUUUUGCCAAGUCUUGCCCCUUAAGAGUUCACGCAUGAGAUAGUAGUAUACAUUAGAUUGACAAAACACUUAAGGAACCACUUGAGAUUUUCGUGAAAUUUUUGCCAAGUCUUUCCCCUUAAGUGGGCACUCAAAAGCCCUGUAAGACAAAAAUUUAGACAAAAACCCUUAAGCGACCACUUAGGAUUUUCAUAAACUUUCGCCGAGUUUUUCCCCUUAAGAGGUCACUUAUAAUCCCUUUAAGAAGAUUAUUCAGGAGAAGUGAUCGCUUUAGGGUUUUUUUCUUGUCUCAGAAAAUCAAUAACUUUCAGACGCCCCUCAAGAAGACCCUCAAGACUCGAAAAAUGACGUCAUCGAUGAACCAAUGGACAUAAGCUAA
Molecule: messenger RNA, 9251 nt
Organism: Caenorhabditis auriculariae
Lineage: Eukaryota; Metazoa; Nematoda; Chromadorea; Rhabditida; Rhabditidae
Source: the annotation of a GenBank genome assembly